Chroicocephalus ridibundus (black-headed gull) is the source of this 3512-nucleotide messenger RNA. RefSeq names its product arylsulfatase family member K (gene ARSK). The record is from RefSeq and is a predicted model, not a curated record. Bases 1 to 1884 code for a protein of 627 amino acids. NCBI's taxonomy places the organism in Eukaryota, Metazoa, Chordata, Aves, Charadriiformes, Laridae. The transcript has 9 exons. Gene Ontology annotation, molecular function: glucuronate-2-sulfatase activity; arylsulfatase activity.
AUGCGGGGCGGCGGCCGGCCGCUGGGGCGGGCCGGGCUGGCGCUGCUCCUCAUGGCUGCCGCGGCCUGGGCGGGGAGGAGGCCGCGGCCAGUCGCUCCCGGGGGCCAGCCCCGGCCCAGCGUGGUGCUGGUGGCCUGCGACUCCUUGUUAAAACAGCACAUUUUGUCACCCUUUUCUCACUGUGCUUCUGUCUGCCCACCCAGCAUUCUGGAAAUGCUUUUAUCAAGGUUUUACUUUGGGGAAAGGAAAAGCCUUGGUUUCUCUGCCUCAUCUGAGCUCUCGUUCCUGUUAAAUCAAACAAAAGCUCCAUCGUAUUACUUCCAAGGACUCUCACAUCUCAUCACUUCUCAUUCACUGUUGAGAAAUCAACACUUGGCACCCAGUCAUCUCAGUAUGCCAUCCUUGACAGCAUGGGAUGGACGCUUGACAUUUCAUCCAGGAAAUCAGACUGUGGAUUUGCCUUUCAUAAAUUUUAUGAAAAGAUACGGCACAGUCUUUCUCAAUGCCUAUACCAAUUCUCCAAUUUGUUGUCCUUCCCGUGCAGCUAUGUGGAGUGGUCUUUUCACUCAUUUGACAGAAUCUUGGAAUAACUUCAAAGGUCUAGAUCCAGGUUAUGUAACGUGGAUGGAUCUCAUGGAGAAGCAUGGCUACCGUACACAGAAGUUUGGGAAAUUGGACUAUACUUCUGGACAUCAUUCAGUAAGUAACCGUGUAGAAGCCUGGACGAGGGAUGUUGACUUCCUGCUCCGGCAAGAAGGGAGACCCAUGGUGAAGCUUACUGGUGAUAAGACACAUGUGAGAGUGAUGGAAGCAGACUGGCGGACUACUGAUAAAGCAGUAGAUUGGAUAAAGGAAGAAGCCAUUAACCUUACUCAACCAUUUGUACUUUACUUGGGACUAAAUUUACCACACCCGUAUCCAUCACCCUAUGCGGGAGAAAAUUUUGGAUCCUCUACAUUUUUAACAUCUCCCUAUUGGCUUGAAAAGGUAACUUAUGAAGCUAUUAAAAUACCCAAGUGGUCUUCUUUUUCAGAGAUGCAUCCAGUAGACUAUUACUCAUCUUACACCAAGAAUUGCACAGGAGAGUUUACAAAGCAAGAAGUGAGAAAUAUUAGAGCAUUUUAUUAUGCGAUGUGUGCGGAGACAGAUGCUAUGCUGGGUGAGGUGAUUUCAGCUCUGAGAGAUACUGGGCUUCUUAAAAAAACAGUCGUUAUAUUCACGGCAGAUCAUGGAGAACUUGCUAUGGAACACCGGCAGUUCUAUAAAAUGAGCAUGUAUGAAGGAAGUUCCCAUGUUCCUCUCUUAGUUAUGGGGCCAGGCAUAAAAGAACAGCAGCAAGUACCAGAUGUGGUAUCUCUUGUGGAUAUAUAUCCUACUAUGCUUGAUAUAGCAAGAAUUCCUGUCACACAGAACCUUAGUGGACAUUCUCUGAUGCCGCUGCUUUGUGGAAAGGCUGAAAAUGAAGUCUCACCCAGAGGGCCACGGCCCUCAUGGGUGUUGAGUGAGUUCCACGGAUGCAAUGUGAAUUCUUCCACGUACAUGCUUCGAACUGGCAAAUGGAAAUAUAUCGCGUACUCAGAUGGCCGUUCAGUACUUCCACAACUGUUUGACCUUUCUGAUGACGCAGAUGAGCUAACAAACGUUGCCGUGAAAUUCCCAGUAAUUGUACAUUCCUUGGACAAAAUACUCCGCUCUAUAGUAAAUUACCCAAAGGUCUCCUCUUCUGUUCAGGAGUAUAACAAAAGACAGUUUAUCAUUUGGAAACAAAGUUUGGGGCAGAAUUACUCAAAUGUUAUUGCCAACCUUAGGUGGCAUCAAGACUGGUUAAAGGAACCACAAAAAUACGAGAAUGCAAUUGACAAGUGGCUUGGUCAAAGUGAAUAAAUAAAAACAACCUAGCUUUCAUACAACUGGGGAUAUGAAAACAUUCUGCAUUUGUAAUGUUAUGAUGUAUUUCAAGUGUUCGAAUUAGUCUUAUAUAAGCUAUUGAAAGCCAAGAUGCCUGAACAAUUACCACUUUGUGUUAGAAACCCAAAAGCAUUUUAUAUAACUAGCCAGCAAAACAAAUCUAGAUUUUUACGUGUUAUAAUUCUGUAACACCUAUGUAUACAUAGGAAGAAUAGUGCAUAAGUACUGACUGUGUGUGUGGAAUAUUUAGGUUGUUGCAAAAAUGCAGACUAUUAAGCAUUAGAACUCAACAGGAAUUUCCAUUUCUAAGGACAGACUGAAGCAAGGGUUAUAGAAUUUAGUGUAGUGUAGUGAAAUGUGCUGGAGCCCGCUUACCAUCAAGAAGGAUUUUAAGUCCACAAUGAGUACAUAUUCAUCCAUUUUAAAGAAGCUAUAGUGGUUAAACUGUAAUCAAAAAGUUAACAACUAGUAUUGGUCUGAACUUAGAUGCAGUUUAUUCAAGUACUUACUAUGUCAGCGUUCCUUUUUUAUACGUGACUGACUCUCCAUCUUCUCAAGAUCUGCCUUCUGAUCUCUUGCUUUUGGAUCUGGUGCUUGUCACUCCUUGCUGUUUAAAAUUUCAUAAUACGCAUAGGCUACUAAUUGAGCAUGUGUGCAAGUGAAGCGGAAUCUGGUCUCUGGUCACCGUCAGAAAUUUUAAAAAAGACAACAAACAAACAAACAAACAAAAAACCCUCUGACAAACGCGAGUAGAGCAGCUCUCUGAGAAGGCACAGUGUGAUUUGCAUAGCAUAAAAUGAAAACUGCUUGAAUAGGUCUCGUUACACAGCUAGAUUCUGCAGGCAAAUGUUUUAAUGCACGUCAAUGAGUGGAGGACUGGAACCGGCAAUGUACACAGAGGAGAUGCAAUUGAAUCUUGCAGAAAAAGUCCACAUAAAAAUACUAUUAUUACAUUUUUCCAGGGAUGUGAUAAGAAAACAAAACAGUUUUGGAAGAAGGUAAGGUUUAGCUAGUAAUUCUUCUGCUUAAGGAACAAUGUAAUUGUAGCAGCACUUAUGAUUUUGCUUAUUCUUGAUCACAAUUGUUGCUGCUAUAGUAACAACUCAGGAUGACAUUAUACUUCAUACCUAAACGCUUUCUGGAAUCUGUAGUGAAAUACUCAGCAGUGGCAGUAAGCCAGUAAAAACAAACAUGAAAUUUACGUGUCUGUUCUGAUGGCGAAGCACUCUACGUGCAUUUCGUAAACUACUUACCACCACACUAGAAUUAGGUACCCGUUUGUGAAUAAUUUGUCUGGUUUAUUUUUUUGUGUUCAUAGAACAUUAAGGCUAACCUUGUACUACAUACCGCUAUGGUAGCUUUUUGAGGGCAAGGAACAAAUUAAUAGUUAAACCUUCAAACAAUGUGGCACGAAAUAAUUUCCACAAAAAACAUAUCUUAGCAGUGUGAUGUUAAACAGCUGCAUGAGAAAAUAAAAUGAAUAUAUCCAUAUGAAGGCUCAUUCAGCAGGGAAAAGAAUAAAUAAAUUGAUCACUUUCCAGAGGUCUGGACAGAACGCAGUACUUUGUACAGAAUACAGCAAAAUAAAAUUAUGGUGAACUGGA